CUCUUUUCCUCUUACCCUCUUACUCUCAUUACACACUUAUUCAUUUCUCAUUCUUCUCAUUCUUUGUCUUACCCUCUUUCCCUCUUUCUCACACAUUUUAUUCUCCUUGCUUACUCAUUCUGUAAUAGCCUUGACUUGGGGAUAAAGAAUAUUUUACGAACAACGAAACGCAAUCGAUACCCCCACUCCACUCUUCUCUCAACCUCUAAAUAAUAACACAUAGCCAGCUAUGUCAGGACACAUUCACUCAACGACCAUGCCCACCUCCUCCUCGCAGCCAUUGCUGCAGGCCACUCCCGGCAAACGUAUUGCUCUUCCUGUCCGUGUGGAACCAAAGGUCUUUUUUGCUAACGAGCGCACCUUCUUGUCGUGGCUCAACUUCACAGUCUUGCUCGGAUCUCUCGCUAUUGGCCUAUUGAAUUUUGGUGACAGGAUCGGUCGCAUCGCAGCAGGCAUCUUUACAUUGGUAGCUCUACUUGUCAUGGUUUAUGCACUGGCAACCUUCCACUGGAGAGCAGACAGGAUCCGUAAAAGACUACCUGGUCCUUAUGAUGACCGUUUCGGACCUACAGUUCUCUGUGUCUUCAUCUUGGCUGCUAUUGUAAUCAACUUUGGUCUUCGGUUUGCUGAUGACCACCAUAACUAGACACGUACGAAGGGAUCGACUCGGAAAAAAAAAAAAAACCUCCCCAGCAUGUAUCCAUUUCAUUCUGAAAACACCAGCUUGUCUUUCCUUCUUUUCUUUUAUAUAUAUACAUAUAUUUCCUUUACUACUUAA
Lobosporangium transversale is the source of this 778-nucleotide messenger RNA. RefSeq lists its product as hypothetical. NCBI's taxonomy places the organism in Eukaryota, Fungi, Mortierellomycota, Mortierellomycetes, Mortierellales, Mortierellaceae. The record is from RefSeq and is a predicted model, not a curated record. The transcript has 2 exons. Bases 230 to 646 code for a protein of 138 amino acids. Gene Ontology annotation, cellular component: vacuolar transporter chaperone complex; fungal-type vacuole membrane.